AGACUCCAACAGAUCCACACACUGAGAUCUUUGUCACAAACUGUCGGAUUUCCUCAGGAAGAUGGAGACGCCUCUCGCACUCUGCAUCGUUCUCAUGUUUGCCUCAGUGUCAGUCAUCAGAAGCCAAACCACUGCAAAGCCUGUGACGAUUACAACAAAUGAAACCACAACCAGCAAUAGCUCAAUAUCUCCCCAACCCACCAACUCCACAUCUGGUCCGAGUGUCACCAGUAACACCACAGCAGUUACAUCUGGAUCCUCCAACAUAACGACUGUGAACAGCAGCGCAACAACGAUCAACACCACUUCCCCAAGUAGCAACAGUUCUACAGUUUCUCCAAACAUCACACCAGGACCAGAUGGAAGCAACGUGACCCAGAACACCAGCACCAACACCGACUCACCACUGGUCACAAACCAGACUACAACCGUCUCAGCAAACAAUGAAACUGUUACUUUGAAUCCAAACUCAACAAGUGCUCCAAACCUGACCGCAACUCCCAACACAAACCAAACAUCUGAGAAUGUGACGGCUACCCCAAAUGUGAACGCAACUGGCACUCCAAACACAAACUCAGCGACGACCCAGAACUCCAACUUCUCCUCAAACCCAACAACGAGCUCUAAAACCAGCUCUAGUCCUGCUGCGACCAGUGGAGGGGUUCCUGGAUGGGGUAUUGCUCUGUUGGUUCUGGCUGCUCUGGUUCUCCUGCUGCUUCUUCUGCUGCUGAUUGCUCUUCUGGUGUGGUUCUGCUGCUCCAGGCGCAGAAAAAGCUUCAGUCCCUACUCAAACCUGAUCGAAACAAACAACAUCCCAAUGUACACCACCCACAGCCGCUUCUAUGCCACCAACGGCAGAGAUCACGAAGACGUGACGAAGCCCGUGAACCAGCAGUCUGGGUUGCACACCAUCACCCAGUGACAACCAUCAGCAAGUCAAUCAGCAGAGAGGAAUCACCAGAUUACAACUAUUUUACAGUUUUAUUAUUAUAAUUAUCAUUAUCUCAUAUCUGUAUCAUAUUUUAAGCCCUACUAACUUUAUUUAUUGUCUGUAAAGAACUUUGAGAGUUUGUUGAAAAGCUAUGAUAUUGAUUCUAUCAGCUUUUUUAUUUGAAAAGCUGAUAUUUCAGUUAAUAUAUCUUAUAAUUUAUAUAUUUUUCCAUCUAUAUCCUCUUGUGUGUCCCAGACCUGGAUUUGAACCUGGCAACUCUGUUACCAACUGUGCAUCCCACUAAUAUAUAAUAAGUAUAAAAAUGAUAAUUAUAUGUUAGAAUUAUAGUAUUUUUGAAUAAAUAUAAUGAACAGGAUAUGAGAAGCUACAGCUGCACUGUAAAACAGUCACAGUUGGUUUAACUUGAAAAUAAAAGUCCACCUGCUGCCUUGAAAAUAUAAUUUAAGUCGACAAGAAAAUAGUUUUGGUUUCAACUCAGAAACUAAAGUUCAUGAAGUUGAUUUAAAAAUAAGAGACAAGUUGUUUAAACAUUGUUUUUUAAGUUCAUUAAUCUUGAAUUGUGAGUUUUAACUUAAUGCUGCAAUUUAAAGCAAAUAAUUAUUUCACAUAUUAAGUGUUUUUCUUACAUAUUUCAUAAUAUGUAAGAAAAAAACUGCCCUCACCUGGUUAAAGAGACACAUUUCUCUGUUAUUUUACUCACAAUAUCAAUUUAAAAUAACAACUUAUUUUACUUUAAAAUUAUUUAAAUUCUUGUUUCAAAUUGCAUGAACAAAAUUUCUGAUCUGAUGAUGAAUUUUAUUAAACAUCUCAAUGAAUUCAGCUCAGAAACAUUUAGUGUGAACAGAACAUUAUCCUCAACCAUUCAAAAAAAAUCACAGUUUUUAUCUGUUAAAUCACAUUGAGAUCUUUAAAAAAUUAAACAUUUCUCCAUAUUUUAGUUUCAUUUUCUUCUGCGUCCCCAUGAAAAAACACCCCUGGAAAAUUUAGUCUACAGAGGCCACUGGAUGUUUUUUGUGUUUCGUCUGGUCCUAAAACCCCGCAGGCCAGCUUUUGUCAGCAGCUGGGGCGUGGCCGUGUGCGGCAGAAAAUAAACAUUGUUCAUAAUA
This is a messenger RNA of Gambusia affinis (western mosquitofish), 2058 nucleotides long. RefSeq lists its product as uncharacterized. The transcript has 4 exons. The record is from RefSeq and is a predicted model, not a curated record. Bases 62 to 922 code for a protein of 286 amino acids. NCBI's taxonomy places the organism in Eukaryota, Metazoa, Chordata, Actinopteri, Cyprinodontiformes, Poeciliidae.